Messenger RNA from Capronia epimyces CBS 606.96, 381 nucleotides. RefSeq names its product endoribonuclease L-PSP. The transcript is spliced from 3 exons. The record is from RefSeq and is a predicted model, not a curated record. Gene Ontology annotation, molecular function: deaminase activity. Bases 1 to 381 code for a protein of 126 amino acids. Gene Ontology annotation, cellular component: cytosol; mitochondrion. Lineage: Eukaryota; Fungi; Ascomycota; Eurotiomycetes; Chaetothyriales; Herpotrichiellaceae.
AUGUCGUCUGCAUUGACUCCCGUCCUGACCAAGGACGCCUUUCCUCCUGCUGGUCCCUACAGUCAGGCCAUCAAAGCCGCCGGCCAGAUCUGGGUCGCCGGCCAGGUUCCUGCCGACAGCUCGGGAAAGGUGGUGACCGGUCCCAUUGCGGACCAGACCGCCCAGUGCUGCAAGAACAUCAAAGCUAUCUUGGAGGCCGCGGGGAGCGAGCUGGGCAAGAUUGUGAAAGUCAACGUCUUCUUGACCGACAUGAAGAACUUCCCGGAUAUGAACGUCGAGUACGCAAAAUGGUUCACCCACAAGCCAGCAAGAUCCUGUGUCGCCGUCCGAGAACUGCCCAUGGGCGUCGAUGUCGAGAUCGAGGUCGUGGCCCUCCAGUGA